Messenger RNA from Blepharisma stoltei, 819 nucleotides. The record is from the annotation of a GenBank genome assembly. NCBI's taxonomy places the organism in Eukaryota, Ciliophora, Heterotrichea, Heterotrichida, Blepharismidae.
AUGAUAAUUGAAAAGAAACGGUAUUUAAAAGUCAUUUUAUUGGGAGAUGCUAAGGUUGGAAAAACAAGUCUGAUAAAGCAUUUCAUAAAUCGAGAAAAUUCUGAUUUUAGUCCUACUAUAGUACCAGAUUUUGUUAAUAUCCCACAGCCUCGCUUUUGGACUCCCUUAGUCUUGAUCUACUGAGGCGAUCUGGAUUGGCUUUGCCAACUUAUGCUGGUGAAACUAAUGGUAAAGCAGCCUAAUAAUGCAUAUUUAUCAAUUCAAUGGCUGGGAAUCAGCUUCUGGUCGUCUCGGGAGACAUUAGGACUUAGGCAGUCCAUAAGCGUGCAGAUGUAUAAAGAAGUGAAUGCAAAUGGAAAAUUAGUGAAUCUGAGGAUUUGAGACACUUCAGGGCAAGAGAGGUAUCAAAGUUUGUCUUUUGGCUUUUAUAGAAACACUGAUAUUUGCAUUCUUGUAUAUGACAUAACUUUGAACCGAUCUUUUGAAAACCUCUCAUAUUGGAUCGAAGAUUUCAAGACACAAAUGGGCAUUAGCAAUCCUUCAGAGUUUCCUUUUGUUUUAGUUGGAAACAAAGGUGAUAAGCAUAAUGGCAGAACAGUCCCGAUGGAUAUAGUUAAAAACUGAUGCAAAGCAAAUGGAAACAUACCUUUUUUUGAAGCAUCGAUAAGGGACAAAUCUUCCAUUGAUGCAAUCUUUGAAAAGGCAGCAGAAAUUGCAAUCCAGAAAAUUGGGAUUAAAAAUAUCAGGCACAGCGCCAUCAAGCUGAACAAAAGCAAAGAUAAAGAGACAAGCUUCAAAGAAAACUCUUGCAACUGUUAG